This is a messenger RNA of Corticium candelabrum, 4510 nucleotides long. RefSeq names its product IgGFc-binding protein-like. Lineage: Eukaryota; Metazoa; Porifera; Homoscleromorpha; Homosclerophorida; Plakinidae. The record is from RefSeq and is a predicted model, not a curated record. Bases 62 to 4282 code for a protein of 1406 amino acids. The transcript is spliced from 14 exons. Gene Ontology annotation, biological process: blood vessel development; regulation of angiogenesis. Gene Ontology annotation, molecular function: carbohydrate binding; calcium ion binding. Gene Ontology annotation, cellular component: extracellular matrix.
CGCCCUUCGAAGUCUAUAGCAAAGCUAACGUUUUCUGUCUAUCUCGUCUCUACUGAUCAACAUGAGGAUGUACUCUUUGAGAAGACUUUCUUUGACAAGUCUAUUCCAAUCCCUUCUUUUGUUUCUCAUUCUGUCAAUCACUAUGAACUGUCUAGGUGUACGUGGGAAAGCGUUGCGAAUCAAAGAAAAUUUUCAACAUUCUUAUGAAGACCGUUCCAAUGGGGCAAAAGAAUGCACCGUUUUUAGUAACCCAUCAGCAUCAUUUCUAGGAUCUAAACAGAAGUUUGUAACAUUUGACUGUCUCGUUCACCGAUUCCAAGGAUCCUGCGAAUACAUACUAGCACGUGACUGCACUGGAGGUCUCUUUGAUAUUCACAUCGAAAACGACUCUCCCCUUCAUGAUACCAUUCGUACUGCUUGGGCCAGCGGCGUCGCCAUCCGUUCAGACGGACUAGGCGUAGUUAGAGCAAUAUUGUCUCAUCGGAAUACAACUGUCUAUAUGAAUGACAAACUCCUAACGUGGCCGUCAACCAAUUAUGGAGACAACGGAUCACGAGUGCUGCUGUCAUCUAGCGUUCUAGAAGACCGAGUCGAGAUCGUGUUGGCAAGCACAGGCGUCAAGAUAGUUUUGGUAGAUCAACAUAAAAUUGUUGUUUCAGUACCACCUUCAUUUCGAAGGAAAAUGUGUGGACUAUGUGGUAACUACAACGACAACCCAGAGGAUGACCUGAAUUUGCCAAGUGGUGAGGCUGUGAGUAUAAGUAACGUGCAGGAUUCCUCAUCUUUCUCCACUUAUCAAAAAUUUGGCAUCAGUUGGUCUGCUGUAGGCCAAGAGAGAUUGAUUCUAGACAAUGAUGACACUUGUCAUGAUACCAUCGAGCCUUCCUACUGUGAUGAACUACCUGAACACAGAACAAAGGUGGAAGAAUUUUGUAACGUACUCAUUGAUCCCGAAGGACCGUUUGCCGACUGCCGCUCCUACACAGACCCAGAUUUUGCUUACAAACAAUGUGUGAUGACUGGCUGCUUGCAUCGUGGAAAUAGAACACACACAUGUUCAAUGAUCAGAUCACACCAAUUGGAAUGCCAAAGAUGUAACAUAAAGUUCCUUAACGAGAUUGCUGUGCCCGAAUGCCAUAUACCUUGUCCAGUCCUUGAAGCUCCUGUUCAUGGAUACAAAUUAGGCGACGGAAACUCGUUUGGAGAUGUCGUUUCUUUCUUUUGCAAGCAAGGAUUUACUCUGUCGGGAUCGAAUUCACGGACCUGCCAAUUGGACGGUACCUGGAAUGGAGACCCUGCAGUUUGCGCUGAUAUCAACGAAUGUGUCAGUGGCUCUCAUACUUGUGACAAAACGAAUGGAGAUUGUAAGAACACUAUCGGCAGCUACAAAUGUUCGUGCAAGCCAGGAUACCAGGGCGAUGGUAGAACUUGUAUUCAGACAUAUUCGGUUGAAGGAACCGUCAUAGAUGCAUCGACUGGUAAAGUUGUUCCAAAAUCAUGGGUCUCACUCAAUUCAAUGGCCUCACGUGGGCGUCAAAAGACAAGAGCAGAUAAAUCUGGCAAAUUCGUGUUUGAAGUUGGUCCGGGGAACUACACAAUAACAGCAACCAAGAAACGGUAUAUUCGUAACUCAAGAAACGUCAGUGUGUCUGAAAAUAUUGAAAAAGGUACCGAAGCCGACGUUUUUCUUAGCCAAAAACUAAAAGCAGAUACAUGGAAGGUUGUCAUUGGAUGGGGAAAGGCUAACCUAGAUUUAGAUGCCUAUUUGAGGCUACCAAAGGGAGAUUACGUGCUGCAAGACGAGGAGCUUGAUGUGACUGAAAAACGUCUCAUAAGUUACGACUGUAAAAAGUUGUUUUACAAUUCUGCGACUGUUACCCUGGAUCUCGAUAAUCGUACAGCAUAUGGCAUCGAGACGAUCACUGUUAAUCAAGGAUUUGUGCCCGGUGAAUACAUACAUUAUGUUCAUGCCUAUGGAAGAAGCUUUGCUGACGGACAGGGAUGGGCAGAACUAUACAACGGAAAACUGAAAAUGGAUAGAAUUAUUUCCCCAGCCACUGAUCGUCCUUUGAAAUAUUGGCAUACAUUUACCAUCGACACUGAGAAGAGAAAGCCCAAAGUUGUUAACAGUUUAAGUUUACAUCCGCCUCCUAGUUUUCUGUCUAUCUCGUCUCUACUGAUCAACAUGAGGAUGUACUCUUUGAGAAGACUUUCUUUGACAAGCACAUUCCAAUCUCUUCUUUUGUUUCUCAUUCUGUCAAUCACUAUGAACUGUCUAGGUGUACGUGGGAAAGCGUUGCGAAUCAAAGAAAAUUUUCAACAUUCUUAUGAAGACCGUUCCAAUGGGGCAAAAGAAUGCACCGUUUUUAGUAACCCAUCAGCAUCAUUUCUAGGAUCCAAACAGAAGUUUGUAACGUUUGACUGUCUCGUUCACCGAUUCCAAGGAUCUUGCGAAUACAUACUAGCACGUGACUGCACUGGAGGUCUCUUUGAUAUUCACAUCGAAAACGACUCUCCCCUUCAUGAUGCCAUUCAUACUGCUUGGGCCAGCAGCGUCGCCAUCCGUUCAGACGGACUAGGCGUAGUUAGAGCAAAAUUGUCUCAUCGGAAUACAACAGUUUAUAUGAAUGACAAACUCUUAACAUGGCCGUCAACCAAUUAUGGAGACAACGGAUCACGAGUGCUGCUGUCAUCUAGCGUUCUAGAAGACCGAGUCGAGAUCGUGUUGGCAAGCACAGGCGUCAAGAUAGUUUGGGUAGAUCAACGUAAAAUUGUUGUUUCAGUACCGCCUUCAUUUAGAAGGAAAAUGUGUGGACUAUGUGGUAAUUACAACGACAACCCAGACGAUGACCUGAAUUUGCCAAGUGGUGAGGAUGUGAGCGUAAGUAACGAGCAGGAUUCCUCAUCUUUCUCCACUUAUCAAAAAUUUGGCAUCAGUUGGGCUGCUGUAGGCCAAGAGAGAUUGAUUCUAGACAAUGAUGACACUUGCCAUGAUACCAUCGAGCCUUUCUACUGUGAUGAACUACCUGAACACAGAACAAAGGUGGAAGAAUUUUGUAACGUACUCAUUGAUCCCGAAGGACCGUUUGCUGACUGCCACUCCUACACAGACCCAGAUUUUGCUUACAAACAAUGUGUGAUGACUGGCUGCUUGCAUCGUGGAAAUAGAACACACGCAUGUUCUAUGAUCAGAUCAUACCAAUUGGAAUGCCAAAGAUGUAACAUAAAGUUCCUUAACGAGAUUGCUGUGCCCGAAUGCCAUAUACCUUGCCCAGUCCUUGAAGCUCCUGUUCAUGGAUACAAAUUGGGCGACGAAAACUCGUUUGGAGAUGUCGUUUCUUUCUUUUGCAAGCAAGGAUUUACUCUGUUGGGAUCAAAUUCACGGACCUGCCAAUUGGACGGUACCUGGAACGGAGACCCUGCAGUUUGCACUGAUAUCAACGAAUGUUUCAGUGGCUCUCAUACUUGUGACAAAACGAAUGGAGAUUGUAAGAACACUAUCGGCAGCUACAAAUGCUCGUGCAAGCCAGGAUACCAGGGCGAUGGUAGAACUUGUAUUCAGACAUAUUCGGUUGAAGGAACAGUCAUAGAUGCGUCGACUGGUAAAGUUGUUCCAAAAUCAUGGGUCUCACUCAAUUCAAUGGCCUCACGUGGGCGUCAAAAGACAAGAGCAGAUAAAUCUGGCAAGUUCGUGUUUGAAGUUGGUCCGGGGAACUACACAAUAACAGCAACCAAGAAACGGUAUAUUCGUAACUCAAGAAACGUCAGUGUGUCUGAAAAUAUUGAAAAAGGUACCGAAGCCGACGUCUUUCUUAGCCAAAAACUAAAAGCAGACACAUGGAAGGUUGUCAUUGGAUGGGGAAAGCCAAACCUAGAUUUAGAUGCCUAUUUGAGGCUACCAAAGGGAGAUUACGUGCUGCAAGACGAGGAGCUUGAUGUGACUGAAAAACGUCUCAUAAGUUACGACUGUAAAAAGUUGUUUUACAAUUCUGCGACUGUUACCCUGGAUCUCGAUAAUCGUACAGCAUAUGGCAUCGAGACAAUCACUGUUAAUCAAGGAUUUGUGCCUGGUGAAUACAUACAUUAUGUUCAUGCCUAUGGAAGGAGCUUUGCUGACGGACAGGGAUGGGCAGAACUAUACAACGGAAAACUGAAAAUGGAUAGAAUUAUUUCCCCAGCCACUGAUCGUCCUUUGAAAUAUUGGCAUACAUUUACCAUCGACACUGAGAAGAGAAAGCCCAAAGUUGUUAACAGUUUAAGUUUACAUCCGCCUUCUAGUUAAUUAUACUCGGCUAUGUAUGUGCUCUCUAGAUUUUACAUUGGACUUUGGCAUUACAUAGACUAGUAGUCACUAAAUAGUUUUAAUUAAUUAACGUUGUUUAUAAUUACCCUUUGUAUGCAGUUAGUUUUUAAAUUUGUAAUAUGUAAUACAUAUAUACAAGAUCAUAAAUGUUUGUGCGCCUACUACUCGGGCAAUGUUGAAUAAAUCUGAAUGAAUUUGAUCACGUGA